AUGGCGACCCUGCUCGACGGCGAGACGCUCACGACCGCUACGCUGCACGAGCUUGGCGAGAAGCAGCGCGGUAGCGUUGCCCUCGACCCCACCGCCAAGGCCCGCGUCGAGGCGAGCCGCGAGAUCGUCGACCGCAUUGUGAGCACGGAUGAGGUCGUCUACGGGAUCAACACUGGAUUUGGCCUCUUCUCCAACGUGACGGUCUCGGCGGACAAGCUUUGCGCACUGCAGGACAACUUGAUCCGCUCGCACUCGGCCGGCUGCGGCGAGCCGCUCACGCGUGAGCGGUCUCGCCGGCUGUUGGCCCUUCGGAUCAAUGUGCUCGCCAAGGGCCACUCGGGCAUCCGCGCCGAAGUACUCGAGCAGAUGAUUGCCGCCUUCAACGCGGACUGCAUCCCGGUGGUGCCGAGCAAGGGGACGGUCGGCGCGAGCGGCGAUCUCGCGCCCCUCUCGCACAUCGCCCUCGGCCUCAUGGGCGAGGGAGACAUGUGGGACCCGCAGGGCGGCAUCGCGCCCGCCGCAGAGGUGCUCGCGAGGGCCAACCUGACCCCGAUCCGGCUCGGCGCCAAGGAGGGGCUCGCGAUGAUCAACGGGACGCAGCUCAUCGCAUCGCUCGGCGCAGAGGCGGUCGAGCGCGCCGGCCGCGCCGCGCGCCUCGCAGACUACAUCGCCGCCCUCUCGCUCGAGGUGCUCUGCGGCACCAACCGUGCGUUUGACCCGCUCAUCCACUGCGUGCGGCCGCACUCGGGGCAGAUGGAGUCGGCGGCGCGCGUGCGGUCGGUGCUGAUGCCGACCGCCCCGUCCGAGCUCUGCAUGUCGCACCCCAAGCAGGUCCAGGACGCGUACUCGCUGCGGUGCGUGCCGCAAGUGCACGGCAUCACGCAGGACACCAUCGAGUUUGUGCGGCGCAUCCUCAACACCGAGCUCAACUCCGCCACCGACAACCCAAUGGUCUUCACGCAGGAGCAGGGCGGCGGGCUCAUCAUCUCGGGCGGCAACUUCCACGGCGAGUACCCCGCCAAGGUGCUCGACUUCCUCGCAAUCGCCGUCACCGAGAUUGCAAACAUCGCCGAGCGCCGCAUCGAGCGGCUGUGCAACCCGUCGCUCUCGGGCCUACCCGCCUUUCUCGUCGCGGACGGCGGCUUCAACUCGGGCUUCAUGAUCGCGCACUGCACGGCCGCGGCGCUCGCUUCGGAGAACAAGGUGCUUUGCCACCCCUCCUCGGUUGACACCAUCUCGACUUCGGCCGCCAAGGAGGACCACGUGAGCAUGGGCGGCUUCGCGGCGCGCAAGGCGCUCGAGGUGGUGCAGAACGUCGAGACGGUGCUGGCGAUCGAGCUGCUGGCGGCGUGCCAGGGCCUCGAGUUCCACCGCCCGCUCAAGACGACCAAGCCGCUCGAGAACCUGCACGCGCUCGUGCGCAAGCACGUGCGGCCGUGGGACGGCGACCGGCAGAUGUCGCCCGACAUCGAGGCGGCGCUGCGGCUGGUGCAAAGUGGCGAGGCGCUGCGGGCCGUGGAGCAGGGCCUCGGCGCAUAG
This is a messenger RNA of Emiliania huxleyi CCMP1516, 1539 nucleotides long. RefSeq lists its product as hypothetical. Gene Ontology annotation, molecular function: histidine ammonia-lyase activity. The transcript is spliced from 4 exons. Gene Ontology annotation, biological process: L-histidine catabolic process. Lineage: Eukaryota; Haptophyta; Isochrysidales; Noelaerhabdaceae. Bases 1 to 1539 code for a protein of 512 amino acids. The record is from RefSeq and is a predicted model, not a curated record. Gene Ontology annotation, cellular component: cytoplasm.